UCUCGUGCCAAUCUCAGCAAGCAAGUCGAGUUCAUUUACUCACUUCUUUUCCUUCCUCCCAGUCAACCAGCAAGCAAGCAAGAAACGAAGAAUUCACUUUUUGAAUAUUUCUUCAUUAUUCUUAGUGAAAGAAUAUUCAUCAUCAUCCACAAUGGAGUUAGAUGACAUGUCAUUCGGCGUUCAAGAGGUCACAGUCAUUUCAGAAAAUGGAGCUGGAUUUGGAGCAGGAUCGGAAGUUAGGUUGGACAUACUGUCUGAAUUGGAUGAUGUCGUGAAUAAUAUUAUUGCAAGCGUAACAAGUCCACCGAGCAAAAAAUUGAAAGAAACCGAGGAAGUAGGAAUGGAAAUUGACCAGAAUGUAGAGGAAGAAUUACUCUGCUCGGAAGAGAAGCAGGCGAUGAUGCACCAGGUCCGAAGGAUGAGUCGGAAGGAUCUCGAAGACUUGGUUUUGACCAAAACCGUCGAAGCCAUUUCAAAGCACUCGGAAGUUGGGAAAUACAGAACAAAGAUAUUGGAAUUUGAGCUACACAAGGAAAAACUGCAGAACAAAGUGGUGCAGCUUUUAACUCAGAUCAAUCAAAUCGGAAGAUGUGUAAAGACGCUAUUAGAUAAUCGAGACCCAAACAAUUUGAAUCCGGAUAAGAAACCGCCACCACCAAUCCGGUAUUGCCGUUCAGUUGGAUUGCAAGUCACGAUCGAACCUUCUGUAAGGAACGAAAUGUCGAAGGCCAUCCAUGUCAACCACGUUAACGGUGUCUUGGAAAAUGGUGUUAAACUACUCAAUGGAGCUAUUCCUUUUAAGAAACCUGGGCCCAAGUCACUCACCCAACCCAGAGCUAUUGAUAAUAAUAACAACAAUGUUCGCUCACAAACGGUGGCCAAUCAAAUGAAUGGUCACCUCGUCCAAGCCAAAGCUGUCACCAGCAUCACUGUACCAUCAAGGUCUGUAUCUUUACCCACAGUUGUCGACAUAUCUGAGUGCGGUUUUGUUCCGAGUCCCAGGCCAAGUGAGGAUAAUUCUGGUUUGUUCAAAUUGACAAAUAAUCGUGCUCCGGGAAGUCAUCAGCUACUUCUGAAUGGCCAAAGCAGACACACCCAAGUAGCUCCGACUGUGUCGACUGGGCAUCGACUUGUGUCCGUCAUCAGACCUGGACUGUAUACCGAACCGAUCCAGAUCCAAUCACGAGCACCAGUCGGACUCGAGCCACCAAUCCGUCCGGCUGCCUUCAUACCGCAGAGGCCACAAAAUCGACAAGAAAUUAAUAGGCCAAUGAGGGUUCAUUUGCCAUCUCUGCCACCGCCCCCAGUCGUUAAUUUGCCUCACGGCAAAGUUAUGAAGGAACUGCCCCCACGAACUAUAUUGACACCGAAAAAAGAACCAGAGGGGAUCGUCCUCUCAUGGAAAAUGCCACUGAUGCAAAGGCACGAAGAAAUCGCAUUGUAUCAGAUUUACGCCUGCCAAGAAUCACUAGCUUCAGGAAGAACUUCGUGCUGGAAAUUUGUGGGCGAUGUGGAUGCUCUUCCGUUACCAAUGGCGUGCACUUUGUCUCAGUUUGCACAUGGGCCAGGAAACCGAUAUUUCUUUAUUGUUCGAGCCGUUGAUAGAUUUGGAAGGACUGGUGCAUUUUGCGAACCUGGUCCAAUUACUGUAUAAAAGAAUAAGUAAUUAAUUCUCACAUUUAAUUUGUAACCUUAGAUUGUUGAAAAAAGGAUGAAUGUCUUUGUCUCUGUUAGCAUGGGCGAUAAGCUGAAAAAUUGUAAAGUAAAUUUGUUAAAAAUGCGUAUGUGUACAAACUCCAGACUUAACUUUGUUACUUAAGCACUCAUUUUUUUUAAUAAGAGCCAAGAUUACUCGUUUUUUGUUCAAAGUUAAAUAAAGCAUUGAGCUGAUAUUACAUA
Messenger RNA from Folsomia candida, 1899 nucleotides. RefSeq names its product activating transcription factor 7-interacting protein 1. Lineage: Eukaryota; Metazoa; Arthropoda; Collembola; Entomobryomorpha; Isotomidae. The transcript is spliced from 6 exons. Gene Ontology annotation, cellular component: nucleus; transcription regulator complex. Gene Ontology annotation, molecular function: protein binding; transcription coregulator activity. The coding region runs from base 152 to 1654 and encodes 500 amino acids. Gene Ontology annotation, biological process: regulation of DNA-templated transcription. The record is from RefSeq and is a predicted model, not a curated record.